UUGAUAUCUUGUUUUCCACAUUCUUUCCAGCGUUUUUGUUGUGAGACAGUAUAAAAAGCGACCUAAAGUGUUUUCCUAUUAGACUCCGCACACAACCUGCUUCAAGACACGUUUCAAGAGUUUUCAGAACCAAUCCAAGAUGACUUCUUACGAGGAGAAGAAAGCCCUGCCCCCAGCCGAGGUGCUGCCGGGAGGAGUCUUUCCUGAUGACAUCGCCGUCAUCAAGAAAAGGGCCCGUGGAGAAAACGCGAGUCGUCUGAAGAUCGCCAUUGCCGCAGGCAGCGUGAUUCUGGUGAUAUUUGCAGUGGUGGGAGGGACCUUCCUGGGGCUCCACCUCAACCGCAAACCCGAUGUACUGACGCGCUCGGUGAAACUGGCGAUAGAGGAUGAGAUCGUGCAAGAGACAGUGGAAGUGGACAAGGAGAGAGACACCGAGAUUUUCCGCACGGUCAGCUCUACCGGGACAUCCUUCGUCAUCAGAGACAUGAAGACGAGCCUCUCAGCCUACAGGUUUGAUGGGGAUCAGAAGUGCUACAUCCUCUAUGAAAGUCUGGAGGAGGCAGAGGACACUGCGGAGCUGUUGGAGGACCUGGAACAGAUGGAAGAGGGCGAAAUUGACGCCGCCGAGCGCCGAGCAGAGACGUUCCUGACUGUGGACGAGGCCCGUGGGCAGGUGGACCGGGCGGUGCUGAGUGAGAGCAUGGCGGAGUUCUGUGAGGGUCUGCACGCCCACUGGGCCGUCAAGUCUGCCACCGAGCCCACUCCUACUCCAGAGGCCACUACUGAGGAGGAGGAAGAUGACUCAGAGAUGGAGGUGGAGGUUCUCCCUGGAACCAACGGGACAAGUGCCGUGCAGCAUCGUGAGAAACGCUGGCCUAGGUACGUCUGUUACUGGACGACCAGAAACGUCUGCUCCCGUACCUGCAGCAGGGUGUGCGGGAAGCGCCGCCGCAGGGGCCUGGUGGACGACGCGCCGGAACAGGAGGUGAAGACGCGCGCCAAGCGUGGGUGGUUCCGCCGUGCGGUGAGGAGGGUGGUGUCCGCGAUCUGCAGGAAUGUCUGCAGUUGGGGGUGCCGUGUUGUCCGCCACAGGGUUUGCCGCUAUGUCGGCUAGGGUGACCAGGCAUUGCCAACUAAUACACUGGCAACAAACAGGAAAACGUAGUUUUUUCCUGCAGUUUUUUUCCCUAGAAUUUUGGUAUAUAUAAACAGCAAUUGCUUUAGUCCUGCAUUCAGAUGUUAUCUUAGUUUACUAAACGUUACCCACAAGAAUAUGAAGUUCACGAAGAAGCGAGGUGAAGCUUAGAUUCAGUGUAACAAUUAAUGUUGUGUAACAAGCUUUAUGAGAUAAGAUUUCUUAUAUUGCAAUAAUUUCAUUUUGUAGCAGUUACUACACGGAGCCUGCAUUCUUGUAGUCUAGACUGUGUUCAUUAUAUUAGAUAUCUCAUAGCCAUUUUGAGCUUGCAAUUGCUAUAUAUGGUACAGGAGACACGGCUGAGAAAACAUUAACUCUUCAAAUUGUAAGGCUGUGCAUUUUGACAGAGAUUGACAGGCAUUAGCAAUUGUAACGGUCUAACCGAGUAGUUGGCAAUUUUGUGUGUUCUUUUGUUGUUGCUAAUAAAAUGGUAGAAGGCAAA
This is a messenger RNA of Branchiostoma belcheri (Belcher's lancelet), 1637 nucleotides long. RefSeq lists its product as uncharacterized. Bases 140 to 1114 code for a protein of 324 amino acids. Gene Ontology annotation, biological process: respiratory gaseous exchange by respiratory system. Lineage: Eukaryota; Metazoa; Chordata; Leptocardii; Amphioxiformes; Branchiostomatidae. Gene Ontology annotation, cellular component: extracellular region. The transcript is spliced from 7 exons. The record is from RefSeq and is a predicted model, not a curated record.